Messenger RNA from Colletotrichum orchidophilum, 1422 nucleotides. RefSeq lists its product as uncharacterized. The record is from RefSeq and is a predicted model, not a curated record. Lineage: Eukaryota; Fungi; Ascomycota; Sordariomycetes; Glomerellales; Glomerellaceae. The transcript has 5 exons. The coding region runs from base 1 to 1422 and encodes 473 amino acids.
AUGGCAGCCACUAUGGUAACAUACCCGUACGAUGACCCGACUAUCGAUCAACCGGAGAGGGACUAUCUGAAGAAGCUGGCCGGCUUUGCUGAAAAACAAAACCUAUCCGAGGACCUCCGUGCCUAUGUCCGAGGCGUCACGAUUGCCUUUACUGCCCUGGCCGCGUUCGUGGUAGGGCUGCGGUUCACGGCCCGUCACCUGCAGGGUGCGAGGUAUCUGAAAGAUGAUUACACGAUGUUGUUUGCUCUGGCGUUGUUGAUUGGAAACAUGAUCAUGAAUCUAAUCUUGGUCGAUGCUGGUAUCGGAUUACAUUCAGGCCGCCUUACACUAGAACAGCUACAAUAUCUCGACAGGACCAUGAUGGGUGCCGAGAUCCUGUACGUCAACGGAGUCAACAUAUACAAAGUAGCACUGCUGCUACUAUACCUGCGCAUCUUCCCAACCCGAGAGGUUCGCAGGGGGGCAUGGAUUUGUGGCAGUUUAACGUCCCUUUGGACGCUCGCCUGCGUUAUUGCUGCCUCAAUUCAGUGUCUUCCCCUGAACACGCUCUGGGAACCGUGGAAGAAUGGCACUUGCAUCAAUCUGUUCUUGACGCAGCUUGCUAUUUCCAUUCCGAGCAUCAUUGUUGAUAUUGCGAUUCUAUAUCUUCCGAUCCCCCACGUCUUGAAACUGCAGAUGAAUCCGGCGCAACGGGUUUUGAUUCUGUUCACGUUCUUGCUUGGAAGCUAUGUCGUUUUCUGCAGUGUCUAUCGUUUCAAGAUUUUCUUAGGGUACACUAAGAACGAUGUCCCUUGGUCAUUGGCGCAAGGUCUGGCUUGGAACAUUAUAGAAAUCAGCAGUGGCAUCGUGUCCGCCUGCUUACCGACUCUUGGUCCCAUCGUCCGUCUGUUAUGGAAGGGUAUCCUCGACUCUGCUCAUCGAAGUGGUCUGGACAAGUACGGACCGUCCUCCUCCAAUAAAAAGUCAACAGCAAGGUCGGUUGGCGUGACCAUUGGCGGCGGAAGAUCUGGAAACGCCUCCCACGCGAGAGACGGCUCAAAAGACUGGUCCAAGCUCCCCGAAGCCAACGCGAAACCAAACUUCCGGGAAGAGUCCAAGUACGGCAUCGGUCUACGGACGAUGGGCGCAGGGGACGACGACCGGAGCUCCCGGAGCUCAAAUGACGUCGAGCUGGUGCCGCAAAACACGGUCAGUGUGACCAUACGGAGCCCGGCCCGAGACAAGUUUCCCCAACAUGAAGCGGGCAUGAGUGCGAGGGAGCACUACCAAGGGAAGAAGAUCUCAAAGGAAAACGAUUCAGGAUAUCCCCACUCUGAUAACAGGAUAUGGCAGCAUCGUGAGGUUGAGAUAACGACGGAGCCAGUAGAGCCGGAGUCUGUCUUGCCUGAAUUUAACAGGAAGAGGAAGUCGGGCAUAUUAUGA